AUGAAGGAAAACGAGUUAGAAAGCAACAAAUGGCUUCAAGGGUUAUUUGAUAUUCGUGAAUCAUGGGUACCCGUUUACAAUCGUGGUACAUUCUUUGCCGGUAUGAAUACUACCGUACGUAGUGAGGGUAUUAACUCAUUUUUUGAUGGUUUUGUAACUCACACGUCAAAUCUCAAAGAAUUUGUGGUGAAGUAUGAGAAAGCCUUGAAUAGGAUUGUGAAAAGGGAAAAUGAUGAGGAUUUUGAGUCCGAACAUAAAUUUCGGAUUGUUAAUGACCAUGAAUUUUUGUUGAAGCAUGCGGGAAAAGUGUAUACUAGAAACGUCUUCAACAAGUUCAAGGAAUCAUGGAGUAAAGUCUUUGACUACAAAGUUGAAAAUGUGAGAAAUGGCAAUAGUUUUCAAUCUUUCGAAAUGAAGUCAAAAUAUGAUGAACUUGAAAAGUUUGAGGUGACAUUGGAUUCGCAAACCUAUGAGGGAAAGUGUGAAUGCCAACAAUUUGAGUUUGUUGGGAUAUUGUGUGCGCACAUUUUGAAAGUGUUUGUCCGACUAGACAUUGAUGAAAUACCGGAACAUUUUAUUCUUCCACGAUGGAGGCAAAAGGCCAAUAAAUUUAGGAUAAUUGAUUCCCAAGGAUUGGUGCAUGACGAUGGCAAAGAAGAAUCUGAGGCAUUAAGACUUAGCCAUAUGUGUCAAGAAGCUACGAAAUUGGCUUGUUUGGCCGCCCCAUCAAAUGGGGCAUACACAAUUUUUAUUGAAGGUAUGAAUGAUUUAUUUGAGAAGAUUCAAAAAGUUUCUAAGGUGUCUCCAAUUGAAAUUUGUGCUGACAAAGAUAAUGAGAAAUCUAUCGAGCCAUCGCGGGCUGAGAUAUUGCUUUUGGAUCCGAACAUCUCACAAUGCAAGGGUAGGAAAAAGGACGUCAAGGGCAAAGCCGCUACUACACAAUCUACUUGGAAGAGGAAGUGGAAGGUUCAGAUAGUGACCAAGAGGAAGGCUCAGAUUGCUCUGAAUGAUCUCAGAGUAUUUUGGCAUGUUAGCUUUGUUUCUUUUUGGGAUGAAAUGGAAUGUAAGAAAGUUAUUCUCAUGGAUCAGUUUCAAUGUGCUGAAAAAUUGAGUUUUAGAAGUGCUGAAAUUGAGUAUUUGGAAUGCCGGUGUCCGUAUCGUGUUCGUUCACAAAGAAGUGCUGAAAUUGACUAUUUGGAAUGUGCUGGAAAAUUGAGUUUUAGAAGUGCUGAAAUUGACUAUUUGGAAUGCCGGUGUCCGUGUCGUGUCCGUUCACAAAGUUAG
Molecule: messenger RNA, 1284 nt
Organism: Rhododendron vialii
Lineage: Eukaryota; Viridiplantae; Streptophyta; Magnoliopsida; Ericales; Ericaceae
Product: protein FAR1-RELATED SEQUENCE 9-like
Exons: 6
Coding region: 1-1284 (427 amino acids)
Biological process (GO): regulation of DNA-templated transcription
Molecular function (GO): zinc ion binding
Source: RefSeq, a predicted model, not a curated record